Neodiprion virginianus is the source of this 2820-nucleotide messenger RNA. RefSeq names its product sentrin-specific protease 1-like. The coding region runs from base 711 to 2465 and encodes 584 amino acids. Gene Ontology annotation, biological process: protein desumoylation. The record is from RefSeq and is a predicted model, not a curated record. The transcript is spliced from 3 exons. Gene Ontology annotation, molecular function: deSUMOylase activity. Gene Ontology annotation, cellular component: nucleus. Lineage: Eukaryota; Metazoa; Arthropoda; Insecta; Hymenoptera; Diprionidae.
CGGAGGAGAAAAUAGAAGAUACCAACACAACAGAUUAGAUAUUAAGUACAGAGAACGCAAAGGUGUCCGAGAUCCAGUCAAUAACGCGUUGGAUGACCGUUACAAUCACGUAAAGUUUCGGUAUUUAAAAAUUGUGCGUACUGCAGUACACGAAAUUAGCAAAACCGUUUUGCGGUCCGUUUAGUCAUAGUUUAUUCGGCGCCAGUGCAUACGCCCCGCUUAUAUGUGUUUAUCUUGUAGUAAUUGGGUUUCCAGCAUCUUUAACAGCCUGCACUUGACGCAGGGUGCAUUAGAAUACUAUUUUCCUAUAUACAUGCUUUUUUGGCUAAGUGCAUAAUUUCUAUUUAAAUCCGCACUUGUGUCUUUCACAGGCGUGUCGCGAUACGCCGUAUUUCUGGGAAAAAACUACGCGGCUCUUAGUCGUCGCGGUUAUCAUGAUUGAACUGAGGAUGCCAGCUGCAAUUAUCGCUGUUGUCAUGUGAAAUAUUCCUUCCAAUGGCUAAUAAGAUGCGGUAAACUCGUCUGUGCUUCGUGCUCCUUAAAUAAAAACUUUUGCGGAGCCACCCAAGAGAAGCAUUGCUUGAAUCAAAAAGAGUUACGACUGUCUCCCCAUGACAUGGUACUGUGAGUGAACUUAUACCGAAUGAUCUUGAUACUACAGAGACAGAGUUUGCUUUUGAAUUUAUCACCUGCUGAAAUCACCAGCCAUUAUGUUUCUGUUCGACUACUUCAAGAAGCUCUUCGGUUAUGCUGAUGAAAUUAGCCGGAAAAGAAAGAUACCCGAUUCGCCAAGUUCGAGCGAAAUAUUUAUUCCAGUUAAAAAGCAGUGUCGUGAUCUCGAAAUGGGUAAUCUUAAAACUAAACUCAGAGACUAUCGAUAUAGUAUCGAGGAUGACGACAGUAUAAAAAUAUCAACAAAAUCACUUUAUCAAGCAAAAUAUACCAAAAACUUAUCAAACGGAAUCAACAGCGAAAAUUGCGAAGGCUUCAGUUCUGCAAAAUUGGGGAGCACCAUGAAGCCAUCCAAGAAAGGUGCUCACACUCCCCGUUCCUCAAAAUGUGAUGGUUCUGGGUUUGACUGGCCUGCAAAGAAUAGCAAUCUAAAUGUUAACAAAUCUACAGACAGUGGGAUGUCUACUUUGGCAAAGACAUCUUUGUUACGAGAGAAAAUGCAGUAUGGGGAAAUACUGCAGAAUUAUAUUCCAGCCAGGAUACAGGAAAUCAAUGCAAUUAAAUUUACCAAGGCAAAAGGAUGUGCAAAAGGUCCUACAGAAUUACUCCAUUCAGAGAAAUACAAGCCUUGCCAAAGGGAGCCUUUAGGCAAAUCAACCAAUAUUCUUUUUCCUACUUCAAGUUCUUCGUGGUAUCGGCACACUGAUUUCACGGAUAGAAAUACCGUCCCAGAAAUAAAGAUUGGCGAACAUGAUCCAAAUCGUAGAAAAUCCACACCAGUGGGUGAUGUCACCAGACAUGAAACUUCUCUUCCUCUUCGUAAUUCAAAUGUUGCGCGACAGUCCUUUGGUCAUAAAAACACCACUGCGAACUCGCUGCGAGACCUACUUGCGUCGAAAGCAGUUCUUAAAAACGAUUAUAUCUCAGAAGUUUCUAAACGUUAUGAUGCACGCAUUGAAGAAUGUCAGAAGCAGGCGGAAGAGCUGAAGAGAGAGAAAGACCUUCUUGCCAAACAUAACCGACUGACCAGAGAAGCCGUACUUGAAGAACAGUUUCACCGUUCAUUGAGGCUAUGCGAACCAGUUCUCGACGAUACAGAAGAACCGGAGGAUGAACCACUUCCAAGUCUUACGAAUGAAAUGCUCCAAGAAAUCAAGCAUGCUCUCAUCCCUCACCCGCCAAAUCAGGUUCUGGUCGAAGGCUUUGGACUUCAGAUUACGAGGAAAGACAUUCACACUUUAUCUGGCUUGAACUGGCUGAACGACGAAGUAAUUAACUUUUACAUGAAUUUAUUGAUCGUUCGGGGAAACAGUGGCGGGAAUUUUCCAAAAGUUCACGCGUUGAAUACAUUUUUCUACCCAAAAUUACUUUCCGGGGGUCACUCGUCGCUGAAACGUUGGACGAGGAAGGUCGACAUAUUUUCAAAAGAAAUGCUCGUCGUCCCCAUACAUCUCGGAAUGCAUUGGUGCAUGUCAAUCGUCGAUUUUAGGGACAAAACUAUUCGUUACUUUGACAGUAUGGGCGGAAGUAAUCCUAAGUGCCUCAAUGCUUUGAAACAGUAUCUCCAAGACGAGAGUUUGGACAAAAAGAAGCAGCCUUACGACAUGACGGGCUGGAAAUUAGAAAAUGUCAAAGAUAUACCACAGCAGAUGAAUGGUAGCGAUUGUGGAGUAUUUUCAUGCAUGUUUGCCGAGUACUUGUGUGCCAACAAGAGACUGACUUUCAGUCAGGAGGAUAUGCCGUAUUUCCGCAACAAAAUGGUAUACGAAAUACUUAAAUCUAAACUUUUAUAACUAAAGUAUCUAUUUUGAGGAACUGCUGUGAACUGAAAAAACUCCCGAAUCUGCGAUACUAAGGUGAAUAAAUGAAGGAUGAAUUGUUUCCGCGUGUUUUUAUCCAUAAACUUUUACUGUAAUGGAGACUGGGUAAAUGUAUUACGUGGCAAGAUAUUCUCAAUCACCUCAACGUGCUGAAUACAGUUUAUUCUGAAAAUUUACGGACAGUGAAGCUUAGAUUAGGGAUCUGUUAAUUGACAAUGUUAAUCAUUGCGUAACAAUGUGAUGAAUGUGAGAACUUCAACACUGUCUGGUACUCUACCGACUACGAAAACCUGGUGAUUAAUAAAGUUGCUUUCAAUUGUAAUGCUAA